This is a messenger RNA of Mytilinidion resinicola, 2519 nucleotides long. RefSeq names its product alpha/beta-hydrolase. The transcript is spliced from 3 exons. The coding region runs from base 136 to 2484 and encodes 782 amino acids. The record is from RefSeq and is a predicted model, not a curated record. Gene Ontology annotation, molecular function: triacylglycerol lipase activity; sterol ester esterase activity. Gene Ontology annotation, biological process: triglyceride catabolic process. Gene Ontology annotation, cellular component: cytosol. Lineage: Eukaryota; Fungi; Ascomycota; Dothideomycetes; Mytilinidiales; Mytilinidiaceae.
CGCUGUCUGUGCAACCUCACCUUCUCCAUGCCGCCAAUACCCUCGCACUGCCCGCCGUCGUCAUCACCCUUCAUACCGCAAUACUGCGUGCUGUACGCCUGAAGAGAGUGCUCCGGCACUGCUGUUGCGGCCGGAAUGAUUGAUCACGUCCUGGGGCGGCCCUCGGUGCAGUUCCGCAAGAUCCAGGUGUUGGCCGUCGUGUCGUUUUGGUCUGUCUACUUGUACAAAGGCGACCGCAAUGGCCCCCCCUUCCUCCGCCGCCUCUCCUCCCUCCUCUCCGCCCGCCUUACUACCUGGCAGACCCUGGUCAUAACCCUCCUCUGGCUGUACAUCUCGCGCAACUUCGGCAAACUCGUGGGACUGGAAUGCCCCGAACCGCUUGCGAACCUCUACUCCCGCUCCUACUUCCGUGCAACAUGGGUUACCACGGCCCUGGACGCCGGCUUUUGGACCGCGAUGCGUAUCCGCCGUAAAUGGACCCGCGAUCUGCUGAGUGUCGUCUUCAGCAUAUACUACAUGAUCUGCGCCGAGCAGGCCGACGAGAAGGUGCGCAAGAUCAGGGCCACGCUCACGGUCGAACAUCUGCGCGUUAGCUGGAACAAAGGCACCACACCGUAUCUAAACUUCUUCACGUCUUUACUGCGGCCGCGGCUGAUGCGCUACCCGCCGCGUGAGAUUCGAAUUCCUCGCCCUUCGCAGUCGGCGUAUAAGGAACCCGUGCAUGGGUGGUUGUACUACGAUGGGCCACUGAGCAAGCUCAAGGAGCAAACAAGAGUCGUGCUGGAUGUACCCGGCGGUGGUUUUGUGGCUAUGAACCCCCGGAACCACGACGACAAGCUCAUGGGCUGGGCUGGGCGGACUGGACUACCUGUUCUGAGUUUGGACUACAGAAAGGCACCUGAGCACCCAUACCCCUAUGCGCUGAAUGAGUGCUACGAUGUCUACCACUCCAUCGUGGCAUCGCGCGGACGAUGCGUGGGGCUUUCGGGUGAAACUGUUCCCAGGAUCGUUGUCUCGGGCGACUCAGCUGGCGGGAACCUCGCAGUUGGCAUGGUGCUCAUGGUGCUUCAAUCUGGAUCCACAGAUACGCGAAGGUGGCAGGGCGAACUGGAGUUGCCGCCUCCAGUAGGCGUCGUGCUCAACUACCCAGCACUAGACAUGAACAUCGGCAACUGGAUGACGGAUGAGCAGAUGGCAUUGAUCCGCGACCGACGCUCGCGAAAGACAAACCAAGGCAUCCUCCGCCGCAAGAGCGAAGACUACCGCCACCUCGCCCCCAACACUCCCCUCGUCUCCGACGACGAGGACGAAGAAGAAGAUGACGACGCCCCCAACGGCAGCUCCUCCCCGCUCACCUCACCACCCACCGCCAUCCACCUCUCCGCCGCGCACACAGGCAUCGACACCGCCCUCAACAACAUCAACAGCAGCAGCCUCACCUCCCCGCCCCUAACCCCCUUCACCGCGACCCGCUCCGCCCUGCCCCCGGACCCGCUCCCCCUCACCACCACCCAGCCCCACCUGCUCAAAACCCGCCUGGCCAUGUCCUCGAUGAUCUCCUACUUCUCCGACCGCAUCCUGACGCCCGAGAUGAUGCGCGCCAUGAUCAUCCUCUACAUCGGCCCGCACCACCGGCCCGACUUCAGCACCGACUACCUUCUCUCACCGCUGCUCGCGCCUGAGCACCUCCUCGCCCGCUUCCCCCGCGUCUGGUUCCUCACCGGCGAGCGCGACCCGCUCGUCGACGACACCGUCAUCUUCGCGGGCCGCGUGCGCCAGGCCAAGCGUGCGGCGUGGGUCGAGGCACGCGAGUUGGGUCUGCCGUUUGGCCUGUCCCGAUCCCGCGAAAAUGGGAAUGGUAAGGGGGGCGGGAAAUACGAUACGGGGUUCCGCGAAGAGGACUUUGUGAAUGUGGAACUGGUCCCCGGUGUCAGUCAUGGGUUUCUGCAGUUUGUGGGCGUGUUCCCAGAGGGAUGGGGGUAUAUUCGACGCUGUGGGAGGUGGAUGGUCGAGGCGUUUGAGAGCGCGGAGGCGGAAGAGGAGAUUCGCCGGACGGAAGCGCAGCAGGGCGGGAUGGGGGCAGGGAAGAGGAGCAGGAGGGAGGGGAGUGGGUAUUUCGGCACCGCAGGUUUAGAGGCCGCUGUCAAUGGGCUGUCGAGCUCGAAGCGGGAUAGGGUCGAGCGGCAUCAUUUUAGAUCUGGGACGCAGAGCUCAGCGGAUGAGGAUAGGCCGCUGGAGAUGACGAUUAGCAAGCCCAAGGUGUCGCCGCCGGCUGGUAAGCCGGUGAACGGCGAUGCGAAUGGUACGGCGAGCGGGAAGACUGGAAGAGAUAGGAAGGCUUCCCGCGCUGGCAACGAGAGGGGCAGAGGUAAAGGCAGGCGAAAGAGUCUAGUUAGCCUGGCGUCUGAAGACGAUUUGCUGGGCAGGCGGAUGAAGGGGCUCACAGGUGGGCUCUUGGGGAAUGGAGAGGGUGGGGGCGUGUAGAUAGCACGGGUGUGUGUUCAUAUAGAAUGGCAUCG